This is a messenger RNA of Gekko japonicus, 714 nucleotides long. Its product is annotated as olfactory receptor 11H6-like. NCBI's taxonomy places the organism in Eukaryota, Metazoa, Chordata, Lepidosauria, Squamata, Gekkonidae. The transcript is spliced from 2 exons. Gene Ontology annotation, biological process: G protein-coupled receptor signaling pathway. The record is from RefSeq and is a predicted model, not a curated record. Gene Ontology annotation, molecular function: olfactory receptor activity. Gene Ontology annotation, cellular component: membrane.
AUGGUACUUGCCCAUGGAAGCCACACAGCUAGAAAGAUCCGCACGCUGUCCUUCGUUCUAGUCUUGGCCACCUACAUUCUCACAGUAACUGCCAGCGUAAUCAUCAUCUCACUCAUUAAGACAAAUCAUAAACUGCAGCGCCCCAUGUAUUACUUCCUGGGUAAUUUCUCCUUCAUGUAGAUUUGGUACACAAUAUCCACUGUGCCCAAGAUGCUGGAAAGUUUCCUGGUUGGCGGGAGUACGGUCUCUGUGGCAGGCUGCAUCUCCCAGCUCUACCUUUUCUUUGCCUUGGGCUCCACUGAAUGUUUCUUGUUAGUGACUAUGGCCUAUGAUGGCUACUUGGCUAUCUGCUGCCCUCUGCAUUAUCCAACCCUUAUGACACUGCAAAUAAGUACCCGUAUGGUGACAGCAGCCUGGGUGGCUGGAUUCCUCGCCCCCUUGGUUCCUAUUGUCCUCAUUUCUCAGCUCUCCUUCUGUGGGCCUAAGGAAAUCCACCAUUUCUUCUGUUAUGCUGGGCCCCUGCUGAGGCACUCAUGUGGUUCUGCCUUUCUCAGCUCAACACUUGUGACAGUGUUGGCCUCCAUGGUCAUCGUCAGCACCUGUACACUCAUCAUGGUAUCCUACACCAUGGCACCUACCUGGUGGAAUGAGCUCCCAUAUGAGAUCAGGGCCCUUCUGGACUUGCAAAAUGAAGCUCUUCCUCCAGACUUUUAA